AUGUCUGCCCGGGGAAGACAGGACAAAAGCGACUUUGUAAAGGGCGGAGUGGAAGACGGAACAGCAACAUCAAGGGAAGGCACUUCGGGUGAACAGUCUAUUGCUUAUUCUAGCUCGAUUCUAGCAACUAUAAUUGGCUCGAUUCUAUACGUAACAUGCCCGUUCCAUUCUAGGGAAGGACGGCGUACUACGAUACUUUCCGUUUCGCCGAGCCCUGCUUUGGUCUCCGGUUUGAUGGUUGUACGCGCCAAGAAUCCAGUACAUCCCGUUCCGUCCUCCAUCCCAGUGUUUCGCAACACCUCGGGUUCACCCAUUUUGUUAGGUCCUGACCUCCCCGCCAUGAUCUCCCCGGUGGUUCAUACAGGAGCUAUUGCCGUUUUAUCCUUACCCGUGGUCAUGAUGUUGAAUAUUCAAAUAGCGGAGAUUCACGAAAAGGUAUCGCGCUAUCCACCAGUGAGCGGUAUUAUUGGACUGAUCCCUUGGUGGGAAAUGUCCCUCAUCCCAGAUAAUGAUCACAUUCCAUUAUUACCAACGAGCAUAAGUACAAACUCUCUGAGAUAUACAGUUCAUGCUGGAGAAAUACAGGGUUGGACCAAUUCGGAAACAUCGGGCAAUUCACUUCAUACCUACUAUUCCGUUCGGUUCUUGGUUUCUAGUCUAAUUCUGUCAGUAGCCAUGAUUGGGGCUACAGUACUGACUAUGCAUAGGACUACUAGAGUUAAGAGACAGGACGUGUUCCGACAAAAUGCUAUUGAUUCCAAGAGGACUAUGAUGAGGAGGACGACAGACCCACACCUACCCACCCCAGGUUCCGCCCCUACUAUCUAUAGGCCCCAAUAA
Messenger RNA from Cryptomeria japonica (Japanese cedar), 840 nucleotides. Its product is annotated as NADH-ubiquinone oxidoreductase chain 6-like. The record is from RefSeq and is a predicted model, not a curated record. Gene Ontology annotation, molecular function: NADH dehydrogenase (ubiquinone) activity. Lineage: Eukaryota; Viridiplantae; Streptophyta; Pinopsida; Cupressales; Cupressaceae. The coding region runs from base 1 to 840 and encodes 279 amino acids. The transcript has 2 exons.